Messenger RNA from Durusdinium trenchii, 3780 nucleotides. The record is from the annotation of a GenBank genome assembly. Lineage: Eukaryota; Dinophyceae; Suessiales; Symbiodiniaceae.
AUGGCAGUCGAGCCGUGGGCCGCUCUGGCCGACGUCGCGGACGAGGAUGACCAGUCGCUCUCUGAGGAUGAAGGAGAUGGAAGCCAUGCUUCUCGUGAAGUCUGGGAGCACAGAGCUGAGGAGCGCGCUGCUGCGGAGGAGCUUCUGCGCGCUUCGCAGAUGCGCAUCGAAUGCGUGAAGGUUUGUGCGCCAGCACAGCUUCAAGAACUCGUGGAAGGUGCCCAUGCCGCCUUGGCACGUGUUCGAGGAGUGAAACAAAACUUCCUGAGGCGCUUGCACCCGGCUGCGGCAGCAGAACAUGCUGCAUUGCUUACGCAGUGGCAGCAGCGCAGCGGCACUAUACGAGUAGUGGUCAGGGUCCGCCCAAUGGUGGCACCAGGUCUUCCAGAGUCAAUUGAGCAAGAGGAGCCGGCAGUCAAGAUUCUGCCGGGUGCUGCACGACACCGAGGGAUCACCGUGGCCAUCCCCCGACGAGGCCGUGCUGGAGCGGAGGAGCAUAGCUUCAGGCGACUAGAUUAUGUGCUGAGCUCUGACAAGGGUCAAGAGGCGGUCUUUCAUGAGCUGCGGGCCAUGUUGCCAUCUGCAAGUCCAGGAGGCCUGGCUGGCCCGCCCCAGUCUGCUUGCAUCCUGGCCUACGGCCAGACAGGCUCUGGAAAAACUCACACUAUGCAUGGAGGAAGUGGUGAAGAGAAUUGGGGCCUCGUUCCCCGAGUUCUUUCUGAAGUCUUCCAGCUGGCCGGAGCAAGUGGCGCCACUGUGUCACUGAGCGCAGUUGAGAUCUAUAACGACACGGCGUACGACCUCUUGGACGGUGCAGCCACUUCAGCAGGUGAAGCAGCGAAUGAAUCUGCUGGUCGCGCGUUUUCAGCCGGGCGCCUGCCUCCUCCACCGGGGCUGAACUUCCGUCUGGGCUGCCAAUGUGCAUUGGGGCAGGCCACUUCAGUGGAUGUGCUGGCGAUGGAGGAGGCUGAGGCUUUGCUCCUCCAAGCUGCUGAGCGACGCAGCACCAGAAGCACGUGCUUUAAUGCGACCAGCAGCCGUUCACACAGCUUGGUCUUCGUUCAUGCGAGUCUUCCAGGAGCUCACGGUGAGCCCGCGUUACGCCUGGCUUUUGUAGACCUCGCCGGCUCUGAACGGUUGCCAGCAGAGGCUGGUGGUGCAGUGGCCGAAGAAAGCAGACAUAUCAAUCUUUCGCUGUCUGCUCUUGGCUCCGUGAUCCAUGCACUCAGGCAUCGUGCCAACCACUUGCCGUACAGGGCAUGCUUGUUGACCCGGCUGUUGGAGCCCUUUUUCAAGGCCAGUGGGAGAGUGCUGCUUUGUGUUUGCAUCAGCCCCGAGCGCCGCCAUGCGCAGGAAACGCUUUGCUCAAUGGCCUUUGCUGACCGGGCGAGUCGAGCAACUCUUGGGGCAGAGUCUGCACAAGAGGUGCAGCGUGGGGAAGCACUUGAUACCGUGCGCGAGCUGCACGCAGUCUUGCGGAUGACGAUCAGGGACCUGAUUCCGCAGUGCGUUGGAAUGCGGAACACCACUCGCCUUCCUGACUGGCUGGCAGCAGAGGUUCUUGCUUACAUGCCCGAGCAUGGUGGAGCCAUGUUUGUGUGCCGUGCGUGGGCGGAGAUGUGCUUGAGCUACAAGUGGUGGGGGCGCGUGUUCCGCAAGUCGCCGAGCUUGGCGACGCGUGUCUUGCAUUUCCUUAGCUCGAAAAUGGAAGCUGCAGGGGUCUGCAAGACCUGGUGGCAAGCAACAGGGUGUUACCGAGUGACAAUGGAGGCUUCCUCAGCCAAGGUCCUGGAGGCGGGUCAACGCGUAUGGAGUGCGGCUUCCGCGAAGACUCGUUCAGACAUUUGGAAGGCUCUCCUAGCAGCUGGUGGUGGCAGCGAAGUGGCAUCGAAGCCACUGGCACUGAUACGAGAGUGUGUUGUCACUGGUGCGCCGAAGCCAGAGGCCUUGCGGCAAGUGCUGCGCCGCUGCCUUGAGCUGCGCCUGGUAGAGGUGGCAGAGCCUGGUCUUGCAAGCCACGUGUGUGCUGGCCUGAUGCACUGCACUAAGCUCCGUGCCCUAAAGCUUGGCCUGACCCUUGUUCCCAACAUCACGAACCUCAGACAGGUCUUGCAGGCGUGCAAGCAGCUUCGGGUACUCUCUCUUAGCAGCAAUGCGGAUCACCUUGUGUCAUUGCAGUACUUGUCGGAGGAGCUCCCAAAGACUUGUUCUCUCCGAGAGCUCACUGUGGGACGAUGCAAUACCACCUGGAAAGACAUUGAGGCGUUGUGCAAGAGCGCAAAGAUGUUGCAGCAUCUAAGGCUGCCGCAAAGCUUCAUAGAAGUCGGUGGGCCUCUGAACCCUCCGCCACUGGUGCCACUGGCGCGCCUCAAGCUUAGAUGUGUGGACUUUCGAGUUCACUAUGGUCGUGCUCACAAGAACCGAGCCUGGCUGACGGAUGACAUGUUUGGCAUCCUGGGUCAGAUGAGACAUUUGCGAGAACUGCGGGUUGAUGGGCAGAAGCUCUUGAGUGAUCGCUGCUUUUGGUUCCUGCGUCGGCACCACUUUCGCUUGCGCCUGCUGCACUUCAGCGGUUGCCGCCCGAUGUGUGGUGAAAGUGUUUUUGGCUUGUUACAUCUUUGUGAAGGCCUCGAGUCAAUCAGGCUUCCAACGAUCAUCGUUGGACAGUCUGAGAGGAGGCUCGGAGUUGCUGGGGCCAAUCGCUGGUGCCAGGGUUUGCGCUGUGCCCGGCUACGUGAGUUUUCGGUCGAUGCCUGGCCAUCCUUGGAGGACUCUGGUGUGCAGAUGCUGGUUGCACGGUGCCCACAGCUGCGAGCCCUUUGGCUGCGACAGGCCCCUCGGCUGUCGGAUGAUGCAGUGACUUAUGCAGCUGGACUCGAGAAGCUGAAGAGCCUCUCCCUGGCCUCUGCAGCAGGCCUCACUGAUCGCUGUUUGCAAGAGCUACUUGGAUCACGGCUGCGGUCUUUAGAUCUGAGCUGCUGCAGACAGCUGACGGAGGGAGCUGUGGCAGAGUUUGCAAGCAAGGUGGCAGACACUAGCGGCCCUCAGCUCCAAUCUUUACAGCUGGAAGGUUGCCCUAAUCUGGGCCGUGCAGCUGCAGAAGCGCUCUUGGGUUGUGCAGUCUUCGAAGCUGCCGGCCGUUACCUGUGGUUCCCGGCGUUUGCUGGGGCUUCCGCUAAGCAACGGCAGUGCAGAGCUGUCAUGUUGGCCAGCGAUGAAGAGGCCUUGGCGGAGACCAGAGCCACCAUAGGAAUGGAAGGGGACGUUGGUCGUUUGCGAGCUCAAGCAUUGAACCUGAAGUGGCAAGCCUUGGUUGGAGAGGAGGCAGAUGAGGUGAGCCCGGCAACAAAGCUACAGAAGACCGCGGAGGCUGUUUUGCAGGCGAACCAGGCCUUUUAUGCAGCCUUCAACAGCAAGGAUUUGGAUGCCAUGAGCAAGCUUUGGGCUUGCGAGGUCACCAAGUGGGGACCGCUUUUGGUCUUCCAAGACGCGGACGAAUCCUUUAAGAUGAUGUGCAGUUGCACACAUCCACAUAAUCGACGAGUUCAAGGUCGCCCUGAGAUUGUGACAAGCUGGAAUCGAAUUUUCAGUAGCUCAACCUUGCCAACGCUGCAAAUCACAGAUGAGCGAGUGCUGGUCACCUCAGGGGACAUGGCAAUUGUCGUUUGCAAGGAAGAGACGAGCAAUGGAGGUCUCCAUGAAGCGACCAACACCUUUGCGCGGAGUCGAGGGGGCGACUGGUACAUUGUGGGUCAUCAAGCUGGACCAGUCAUGAUGUGA